Molecule: messenger RNA, 3303 nt
Organism: Opisthocomus hoazin
Lineage: Eukaryota; Metazoa; Chordata; Aves; Opisthocomiformes; Opisthocomidae
Source: RefSeq, a predicted model, not a curated record
CUGCUGCCGCACCUCUGCUGCAUCCCCUAAGGCAGCUUAUGGGACCCUCCCCUGGGCGCCUCUGCCCCAGGACAUGCUGCAUGGGAUGGCAAUGACACGUGGAAAGAAGAGACCCAUGUCCCCCAUCCCUUGCCUCAUCCUCGCAGCCGCUAGCUGCCUUGCCAGACUGAGUGAAUCCCUGCAGGUCACUGUGCAACCUGCCUCCAUUGUCCAAAAGCUUGGGGGCCCAGUCAGCCUGGGGUGUGUGGUGGACCCCCCCAGAGUGAACCUCACCUGGAGACUGAACGGCAAGGAGCUGGCGGGGUCGGACGAGGUGCUGGGUAUCCACAUCGAGCGAGGGAAACUCAUCAUCGCAGCUCUCAACAACCACACCGUGGGGCGGUACCAGUGCAUUGCUCGUGUGCCCGAAGGGGUCAUUGCCAGCGUCCCUGCAGUGGUCACGUUAGCUAAUCUCAAAGAUUUCAAGUUCGACGGCCAGCAUGUGAUCGAGGUGGACGAAGGGAACACAGCUGUGAUCGCCUGCGACCUGCCCGAAAGUCACCCCAAGGCUCAGGUCCGCUACAGCGUGAAGCAGGAGUGGCUCGAGGCCUCCCGAGACAAUUACCUUAUCAUGCCAUCCGGGAACCUUCAGAUCGUCAAUGCCAGCCAAGAGGAUGAGGGGACUUAUAAAUGUGCUGCUUACAACCCCGUAACACAGGAGGUGAAGACCUCGGUCUCCAGUGAGAGGCUCCGUGUGAGACGCUCCACAGCAGAGGCAGCCCGGAUAAUCUACCCGCCCGAAGCUCAGACCAUCAUCGUCACCAAGGGCCAAAGCCUCAUCCUGGAGUGCGUGGCCAGCGGGAUCCCCCCGCCGCGGGUCACCUGGGCCAAAGACGGCUCCAGCGUCUCCGCGUACAACAAGACACGCUUCCUGCUCAGCAACCUCCUGAUUGACCCCACGAGUGAGGAGGACUCGGGGACCUACAGCUGCACGGCUGACAACGGGGUUGGGGAGGCUGGAGCUGCGUUCAUCUUCUACAACGUGCAGGUGUUCGAGCCCCCGGAGGUCACCAUGGAGCUGUCGCAGCAGAUCAUUCCCUGGGGCCAGAGCGCCAAGUUCACCUGCGAGGUGCGAGGGAACCCCCAGCCCUCUGUGAUGUGGAAGCCCCGUGUGGCCAAGGCCUGUUCUCGGAGAGGCCCCAGAGCUACCCUCAACCCUGGGCGAGAUGCCCAGCUGGGCUCGGCUCAGCCUCCGACACCGCCUUCCAGGGACAGUGCCUUAAAGCUGCCCCUGGAUAAAGCUGUACUGCCAAAGCCUGGGACGACCCCGCUGGCAGCGUCUCCACAGUGUGCAGCCAACAGGGAGCUGGUGUCUCCAGCCGAGGCCCCCAUCAUCCUCAGUUCUCCCCGGACAUCCAAGACGGACAGCUAUGAUCUGGUGUGGAGACCCCGGGCUGACAGAGGAGCCCCCAUCCUCUAUUACGUCGUGAAGCAUCGCAAGCAGGUCGCCAACGCCUCGGACAGCUGGGUGGUGAGGGACGUCCCAGCCUCGCAGCAUCGCCUGACCCUCACCAGGCUGGACCCUGGGAGCCUCUACGAGGUGGAGAUGGCUGCUCACAACUGCGCCGGCGAGGGACAGACGGCCAUGGUGACCUUCCGCACUGGCCGGCGCCCAAAGCCAGAGAUUGUUGCCAGCAAAGAGCAGCAAAUCCAGAGGGACGACCCGGGCACGAGCACUCAGAGCAGUAACCAGUCUGACAACAGUCGUCUGUCCCCUCCAGAGGCACCAGACCGUCCAACCAUCUCCAUGGCAUCAGAGACUUCUGUGUACGUGACCUGGAUCCCCCGUGGGAAUGGCGGGUUCCCCAUCCAGUCUUUCCGUGUGGAAUAUAAGAAACUGAAGAAGCUGGGAGACUGGGUUCUGGCCACCAGUGACAUUCCUCCCUCUCGCCUCUCUGUGGAAAUCCCAGGCCUGGAGAAAGGCACAUCCUAUAAAUUCCGUGUCCGGGCACUGAACAUCCUGGGAGAGAGUGAGCCCAGCGCAGCGUCACGGCCAUAUGUGGUGUCUGGGUACAGCAACCGGGUCUACGAGCGCCCUGUGGCCGGGCCGUACAUCACCUUCACAGACGCCAUCAACGAGACGACCAUCAUGCUAAAGUGGAUGUAUAUCCCAGCCAGCAACAACAACACUCCCAUCCAUGGUUUUUACAUCUACUACCGCCCCACUGAUAGCGACAACGACAGCGACUACAAGAAGGAUGUGGUGGAAGGAGACCGGUACUGGCACUCCAUCAGCCACCUGCAGCCGGAGACCUCGUAUGACAUUAAGAUGCAGUGCUUCAACGAGGGUGGUGAAAGCGAGUUCAGCAACGUGAUGAUCUGUGAAACCAAAGCUCGGAAGUCUCUUGGUCUGCCAGGUCGUCUCCCGCCCUCAACAGUGCCCCCCCAGCAGCACCCCCCACUCAGCGGUGGGCACGGUGGCCUGGGGACAGGAGCCAUGGUGGCUCGUUCCAGCGACUUGCCAUACUUGAUUGUAGGCGUCGUGCUGGGCUCUAUCGUACUUCUCAUCGUGGCCUUCAUCCCAUUUUGCCUUUGGAGGGCCUGGUCCAAGCAGAAGCAAACCAUCGACAUGGGCUUCCCAGGAGCUGGGCUGCUGGUAUCAUCCUGCCAGUACACCAUGGUGCCUCUGAGGGGCAUCUCUGCUCCUCGUGCCAGCGGACAUCCCUAUGUUAAUGGGCAGCCCUACGCCAAUGGGGCACAUCUGAAUGGCAUCUGCCCCGCUGCAGGAGUGGGCUAUGCAAGCACCAAGCCCCGAGAUUACAGCCCAGAUGAAGUGCCACAGUCACACGAGGAGACCAACGCCUUGCUGCAGGGGAGAGUGCUGCGAAACAGGAGUGCCCAGCAGGACUCCAGAUUGCCCAGCUCAAGAACAGAAGACAGCUCUUUCCUCUACAGUCUCCCGGACGAUUCCACUCACCAGCUUCUUCAGCCACAAGACGACUGUCCUCACCUUCAAGAGCACUUUGUUGGCCUCCAUCAUCCAGUGAUGGGCAGCAAAGUGGGGGGCCCUAGCCUGGAUGGUCGACGGGAUCCUCUGUUCCACCAAGGAAACGCCUGCUGCCUAGGCCUGGUGCCAGUUGAAGAGGUGGAAAGACCAGACUGCUGCCAGUCCAGAGGAGAUCUCCAUCCCCAAAAUCCAGUGAUCACAUCUUUGGGUCAGACCCUACCAAGACAUCUGAACAGCAGCCCGCCACCCCUGAGGCCCUUAGAGACUCAUGCUCCCGCCAGCUAGGGACCAAACUGCCUUUUGCAAAAGACUUAUUC